Messenger RNA from Myotis brandtii (Brandt's bat), 432 nucleotides. RefSeq names its product 1,25-dihydroxyvitamin D(3) 24-hydroxylase, mitochondrial. The transcript has 3 exons. Gene Ontology annotation, cellular component: mitochondrial inner membrane. NCBI's taxonomy places the organism in Eukaryota, Metazoa, Chordata, Mammalia, Chiroptera, Vespertilionidae. Gene Ontology annotation, biological process: cellular response to peptide hormone stimulus; C21-steroid hormone biosynthetic process; cortisol metabolic process. Gene Ontology annotation, molecular function: oxidoreductase activity, acting on paired donors, with incorporation or reduction of molecular oxygen; heme binding; iron ion binding. The coding region runs from base 128 to 427 and encodes 99 amino acids. The record is from RefSeq and is a predicted model, not a curated record.
CCUGUGGCCGCCUGUACAUCUUUGAUUUUGCUUUUCCAGGCUCACCCCCAGUGUGCCGUUCACAACCAGGACUCUUGACAAGGCCACAGUUCUGGGUGACUACGCUUUACCCAAAGGAACAGUGUUGAUGCUAAAUACCCAGGUGUUGGGGUCCAACGAGGAAAAUUUUGAUGACGCCAGUCAGUUUAGGCCCGAACGAUGGCUUCAAGAGAAAGAGAAGAUCAACCCCUUCGCACACCUCCCGUUUGGCCUUGGGAAGAGGAUGUGCAUCGGACGCCGGCUGGCUGAGCUCCAGCUCCACCUGGCCGUCUGCUGGAUCGUCCGCAAAUAUGACAUCGUGGCCACGGACCACGAGCCUGUGGAAAUGCUGCACUUAGGGAUCCUGGUGCCCAGCCGGGAGCUCCCCAUCGCCUUCUGCCAGCGAUAGGCAGC